This is a messenger RNA of Haemonchus placei, 3741 nucleotides long. The record is from the annotation of a GenBank genome assembly. NCBI's taxonomy places the organism in Eukaryota, Metazoa, Nematoda, Chromadorea, Rhabditida, Trichostrongylidae.
AUGAGUCACAAGGCUCAACCGCCAGUCUUUGCGCCUGUCAAGUCACCCCCUCCUGCUUAUAAUGCGAAACCUGUUACACCAUUAGCGGUUACAUUUCGAGAGGUGCAUGAAAUGAGUCACAAGGCUCAACCGCCAGUCUUUGCGCCUGUCAAGUCACCCCCUCCUGCUUAUAAUGCGAAACCUGUUACACCAUUAGCGGUUACCUUUCGAGAGGUAUCGACUGGUGGAGGGCCGACUAUGGAAGAGCAGUGCACGAUAGAGCAUAUUCGAUCAUUUCUAGGCUCAUCGGAGUUCGAUGAAGACCUUUGUUUGAAGGCCAUACGGCACCCAAGAUUGCGUAGUCAGAAGAACACUAACGAGGAAGAGUAUCUGCAAGAAGUAGUGGGCGUUUAUAUGGAUGAACUGAAUCAUGCCACAGAGAAGGAGCAGCAGCGGUCUCAAACCCCUCGUCCGGCCAUAGGAUGCGCUAACCGCCCAAUGCAAACCAUCGAGGAAGCUGCAGCAGAAAUUCAACAACAGAGCGGUUCUUUGAACGUGGUUCCUGUAUCUUGCAGCGGUCCAACUGCAACCACAGCCACUCCGAUGCCCGCUCUCACUUCAGCAGCAGAACGAGAGCAAAGUGAUAUCGAGAAGGCUAUAGCUGAAUCAUUAAUAUCGCAAGGACCUCCGGGAAAUCGAUCCUAUGUGUCAUCCUUACCAUCAAAUCCUGAGGACAUGUUGAGGAAGGAAGGAGUUUCGGUUGGUCUCCACAACACGGGUAAUACCUGCUGGUUCAAUGUUGUGGCUCAGCUGUUAUUUCACCUUCCUCGUUUCCGUCGUGUCGUAUACGAGUACGCUCCAAAGCAGCCAGAUUUAACUGCUGAGGGUUCCGAUCAGAAUGACGACAUCACGGAGGUGGAUCUUGUGGAAAAAAUGCGGUAUUUGUUUGCCAGUAUGGAUCUUGGAAAUAGACGCUACAUCGAUCCUUCUGAAGCGCUCAACGUCGUUAGUGCCUUAGCAGCCCGUAGCAAGAGUGACGUAAUUCUCGGCAGACAACAGGACGCAUCAGAGAUGAUGUCAAAUUUAAUGGAAUGGAUGGAAAAAGGAUUGGCAUUGGAACAGACUGAUCAUCAGGAACAACAGGAACAAAGUGGGGAAGCUGUGAAGCAGUCGCCACCACUCGAAACUAGUCGCAGUUUGGAGGCAAUGGAAAUUUCGCCCAUGGCUUCUGUUGAAGCAGCGGGAUCUGCUCUGCCGGACGCAACAGCACCAACCCAACCAGAAUCUGCUGUCAUGAAGGCUGAAGAAAUGAAUGUAGACACGCAACAACCUGUUGCUGAACCGCCUCCUCAACAGUCCCACAUGGAUUGCAUUAAGGCCUUAUUCCAUGGAUAUCAAACAGAGCGUGGAAGUAAUGAUACUGUAAACACAUGGAGUAAAUUAGAGUACACCUCGUUAUUCCCUGUUCACGUUUCGCACGGUAACUUACACGACGCUCUUGAAGCUCACCAAUUUCUGAAUGAUUCUGGAAAAGAGCCAUGGUUCGAAACUUUACCAGCUGUCUUGAUUUUCUCAUUGGGCCGUUACUUUUUCAAUGGUACAAAAGGAGAAACGGAAAAGCUCAACAUGCGUUUCCACUUUCCUCGUACGAUUUACAUGGAUCGUUAUAUGGCGAGUAACUACGACUAUGUCAGUAGUAUACGAGAGACACGAAAUCACCUGCGAAACGAGCUGUCUAAUGUUCGUGCUGAGCUUAAGGGUUUGAAUGAGUUCCCCAUCGGCGAUCGUAAAGAGAAACUCGUCAACAUUCUUGGAGCAGCACUUAUGUUCGCUAAAGCGACUAAAUCAGAGACUGAAAGAAUGGAUGAUGGUACGGCUGUUGUAUCGUCCCCAGGCUCAGUUAGCGCCAAUAAGUUGCAGUCAUUUGUUGAGGAUAAAUCUGCAGAUCUUUGCAAUCGCGAAACAGAGUUAAUAAAGUCUAUCGACGAAAUUUAUGACCGGGAAGAUCUAAAGCAGCAUGGAUACCGGCUUCACGCCGUGGCUAUACAUCAAGGUCAAGCAAGUGCCGGUCAUUACUGGGCCUACGUUAGAAAAGGAAAUGACGAUUCGCAAUGGGAGAAGUUCAACGACCAACGGGUCGAAAGCGCAGCAUGGAGCGAUAUCGAGGCGGAAGCUGUCGGGGGUAUCCGAACAACUUCGGCAUAUUUCCUUCUAUAUGUCAGUUCCGCUGCAGAGCCAUGGCUUUUUUCUGACGACUGCCCAACUUCUUCCUUCCUAAUGAGUGAGAUCCGAGAGCAAGUGGAACAUGAAAACGCAGCCCUGGAGUCAGAAAUCGAGCGUUAUCGUUGUACUCAGAAUGAAGAUUCGAAAGGAAAUGCUGACAAUUACGAGCUUCCUCGUGAUGCUAGUGGAAAAGUAAUUUGUGCGCCUCCCCCUCCCAUUGGCAACGAAGACGAAUUGCUCAGCGGUACUCCGUUGGAAAGGGCAUUAUCAGAUCCGGAAAACUUAGCUGUACCCUUGGCGGAUUACUGCGAUCCUCUGUUUACUGAAGCAAUGUUUGAACAAGAAAAGCUAAAGCUAUUUUCACUUAUGGACUUCAAUUCUGGAACUUAUCCACCUUCUGUCACUCCUGACAGUGUGAUUGAUAAUCAAUCUAAAUUAAUGUAUAGAAACGUCCUAAAACCAAUGUUAAUCGCAUACGUGCGGAGAGCAGAGGUGAGCGGAGUGGUAGACGUAAGAGAAAUCUAUAAUAAGGUGAUCAGCUGUUUUUAUGACGAGACUGACAACAUUUCCUGUUCCGAACGAUCCCGGCCAUUACGUUGUCUGCCGGACAUUUGGUACACAAUGGGCUUUCGUGCUCCUGCAAAGACAAUGCGCUUUGCCAUCGUGCGUGCUCUACUCAAUGCUGAAUCCGAAGGAAUACUGAGAUGCGCACGUGAAGAGUACGAUGAGUUUAUGUCAGUGCCGUAUGCCGACCAUUAUGUUGUUCUGUUCCAGCGCGCUUCUCAUUUGUAUGACUUGGUGAAAACUUUAUGGAGUGUCGUUCGUCAAGUUGCCAACGAUAUGAAUCAUAGCAAUGCAGCGAAUUUGCCACGACUUUCGGCUAAGGCCGUGGAGAUGAAUAUAAGAAUGUUGAGAAUGGUCAGAGCUGUAGCACACUUGUAUGCACGGGUUUACGCGGAAGUUGGGAACAUUCAGGGGCCUAAUUUCCAGGAGCAUGCCGACUACAUUAUACCAAGUUACAUCAUGCGUGGAAUAAGUAUCAUCCCUGUUUUGUGGAUCUUUGCAACGAUUGUUCAAUUCCUCGUUGAUCGCACUUCACCACGUGAUGAUAUUGCCCGAUUACUGACUGAUUCGAUGGGCACAAUUGAAAUUGCAAUCCACCAACUUGCUGUCUGGGCACAAGCGGGAUAUAAAGACGUUGAAAAGGUACUCAAUCAUAUCAAUGAAACUUUGGGAAUGAUUGGUUUAGUGUUUUCCGCUACCACGACUCCACUGAAAAGAGAGAUCUCGCGGAGGAUUCACGGAGCCACUCAGCCUAAUCGGCAUUUCGAUGCACCAUUACAGACCUUCAUCUCACAAGCAACAGAUAUUUGUUACGAAGUCGAACAGGCAGCCUGCCAAUUGUCGCUCUUGGGAGUGGCAGAUCCCGCGGAAGCAGACAACGUCUACACUAGAUUAAUGGCAGUCGUUAGUGAUAUCAUCAACAAUGCGAUGCAAUUAGACGAUAAGGCUGGCCCUGUUCCUCCUGCUGCUUUUUAG